Messenger RNA from Lobosporangium transversale, 1440 nucleotides. Its product is annotated as kinase-like domain-containing protein. Gene Ontology annotation, cellular component: IRE1-TRAF2-ASK1 complex. NCBI's taxonomy places the organism in Eukaryota, Fungi, Mortierellomycota, Mortierellomycetes, Mortierellales, Mortierellaceae. Gene Ontology annotation, biological process: intrinsic apoptotic signaling pathway in response to endoplasmic reticulum stress; protein phosphorylation; IRE1-mediated unfolded protein response. The transcript is spliced from 5 exons. The coding region runs from base 1 to 1440 and encodes 479 amino acids. Gene Ontology annotation, molecular function: protein serine/threonine kinase activity; ATP binding; RNA endonuclease activity. The record is from RefSeq and is a predicted model, not a curated record.
AUGAUUUUGCAACAAUUGCAGCAACAACGGUUAUCAUUGAUAUCAACGCGACCGCUGACCAACACACCGCAGCUCAAGUCGAUUGAAUUGACAGAGACAGUUCUAGGUUAUGGAAGUCAUGGAACAGUCGUUUACAAAGGCCAAUAUGAUGGACGUGCUGUGGCAGUGAAACGAUUAUUGAUUGACUUUUAUGAUGUUGCAUUUCAUGAAGUCAAGCUAUUACAGGAGAGCGAUGACCACCCGAAUGUGGUGCGAUACUUCCGAAGCGAACAAUGCGAUAGAUUUUUGUACAUAGCACUGGAACUCUGUUCUGCUUCACUAGACGAUAUUAUUGAGAGGGGACAUAUGCAGCCCUAUCGGGACCUGUCUGCAACAUUGGAGCCACAAAAGAUUCUUUAUCAAAUCAUCAAUGGUAUUCAUCAUCUUCAUAGCCUCAAGAUUGUGCAUCGGGAUAUCAAGCCUCAAAAUAUCUUGAUCGGUGAGCCUAAACAGAGGCCUAAGCCUUCACGAUCUUCACUCUCUUCAUCUUCAACAUCAACACCAACACCACCGCCUUUGGGAUCCACACAGGACUUGUAUCCUGGCAGGGUAUUGAUCUCAGACUUUGGAUUGUGCCGGAAAUUAGAAAAUGAUCAAUCAAGUUUCCAUCACACUACUGCUCAUGGUGCUGGUGUCAAUAAUGGUCAUGCUUUAUCACCAUCGUCUUCUUCUAAUGGACGUAGUACUUCUGCUAAUCGGAUGACGCGUGCGAUCGAUAUCUUUUCAGUGGGAUGUGUGUUCUAUUAUGUGCUUACCAAUGGAGAUCAUCCAUUUGGAGAUCGAUAUUCACGUGAACGAAACAUCUUACUGGAUCGACCUAACUUGAGUGGAUUGGAUUCGAUGGGAUCUGAAGGAGUGGAGGCCAAGGAUCUGAUUUCAAAGAUGAUUGCACACAAACCUUCGGAUCGACCGGAUGCUUUUACAGUGAUGCACCAUCCUUAUUUCUGGUCAGCUAACAAACGAUUGAUGUUUAUGCAGGAUUGUUCAGAUCGAUUUGAGAUUGAAGACCGAGUUGUGGAGUCGAAUGGAACUUCAAUGACUUUAUCAGGCCCCUCUGCGACCCUGAGCCCCUUGUUGAUCAAGUUGGAACAGAAUGCGAAAGAGAUUCUUGUUAAGGAUUGGUAUAAGGUCAUUGAUAGGACCUUAGUCGAGAACUUGGGCAAAUAUCGGAAGUAUGAUGGCAAUAGUGUCCGAGACCUCUUGCGUGCUCUUCGCAACAAGAAACAUCAUUAUCAAGAUUUGCCUCCACAUGUGAAACGAGCGUUAGGAGAGCUACCAGAUGGAUUUUUGAGAUACUUUACAUCCCGGUUCCCUAAGCUGAUGCUCCAUCUGUAUUAUAUUGUCGCCAAUGAUCCUGGUUUGAGAAACGAAAGCAUGUUUAGACAUUAUUUCACUGACUGA